Messenger RNA from Mucor velutinosus, 336 nucleotides. Its product is annotated as 60S ribosomal protein L2. The record is from RefSeq and is a predicted model, not a curated record. Bases 1 to 336 code for a protein of 111 amino acids. Lineage: Eukaryota; Fungi; Mucoromycota; Mucoromycetes; Mucorales; Mucoraceae. The transcript has a single exon.
AUGGCUCACAAUAAUAACAAAUCCAAAGCCUCUGAGAAGGCUGAUGAAAUCGAAAACACACUUCGAGAAGGUGCCUCCGACGCUGCCAAAGCAGUUGACAAGAAAUUAGACAAUGCCAACGAAGAUUUUGACAGAGCAGCCCAACGAGCAGAGGAAGAAGUCAACAAGCUCAAGGCUGAAUUAGCUGAUCUCAAGAGAAGAGCUGGGCCAAAGAUUCAAGAAGCAGAAAACUUGCUCACCUCUCCUGCCGCUGUCAAUUUUUACAAGGGAUUGGUCACUGGUGUCGCUAUCGUCUUGGCUUACAAGAAAUACGUUUCCAAUUCUCCAAGAUAUUGA